UCAGCCUCAGACUGUUAGAACAGUAAGAACCUCUUCUCCCCGUCUCUCUCUCUCCGUCUGUCUCUUCAAUCCCAUCUCUCCUUUUCUCUCUCCAUUUCUCCUCUUCUUUAUCUCACACACACAGACAAACGGCAUUAUAUACUAUCCGUCCAUCCAUCCAUCCAUUCAUCCACUGCACAGCCCAGUGAGGGAUCAGCUAGACAGAGAAAAGCAACAGAUCAUGCUCUCUGAAGCAGAUCCAGCACAGCUCUGAGACAUCAGCCUCUGGGAUGAGACUCCAUCCAUCCUAAUUCUCUGUCCUGAAGACCUGGACAAAAACAAAACAAAAUAAGGGCAUUGCAGGCACCAGAAACUCUGGACAUAACAUCUGGAAAGGAUUCUCGAACCCAAACCAGGUCCACAGGGACUUCCGAGGGUGCUUUGGUGUUUGUUUUUCUAUCUUGUACGGGGCUGGCGAAGGGGCCGGUGAAAGUUAGCCAAGACGCCGCGUGCUGUGCUCCGCGUGAAGAAUGCCCAGGCGCGCCUGCCCAAGCCGGUGGACACGGCGCCGGCACCUACGCCGGGCCUUUACAUGGAGCGGUCACAAAGUCGCAUCAGCUUGUCCGCUUCCUUUGAGGCCCUGGCCAUCUACUUCCCCUGCAUGAACUCCUUCGAUGAGGACGAUGGCGACCCAGAGGGCCGCAGGUUAAAGGGCAUUCAGAGGAGUACAGAGACAGGGCUGGCCGUAGAGAUGCCCAGUCGCACAGUCCGGCAGGCGAGCCACGAGUCCAUCGAGGACAGCAUGAACAGCUAUGGCUCGGAGGGAAAUCUGAACUACAGUGGAAUGUGUUUAGCAUCAGAUGCCCAGUUUAGUGACUUUCUGGAUGGGAUGGGACCUGCUCAGUUUGUGGGCAGACAGACACUAGCUACAACUUCAUUGGGAGAUGUUGAGAUCGGUCUAAUGGAGAGGAACGGACAGCUGGAGGUGGAGAUCAUUCAGGCUCGAGGACUCAUCAUGAAGCCUGGAUCUAAGGGCCCUCCAGCUGCCUACAUUAAAGUCUACCUUCUGGAAAACGGCAUCUGCAUUGCCAAAAAGAAGACGAAGUCCGUCCGGAAAUCGUUAGAUCCCCUUUACAAUCAAGUCCUUGUUUUUUCCGAGAGCCCGCAGGGAAAGGUUGUACAGGUCAUCGUUUGGGGAAACUACGGCCGGAUGGAUCGUAAAUGCUUCAUGGGCGUGGCCCGCAUCCUAUUGGAGGAGCUGGAUUUGACAAACAUGGUGAUUGGCUGGUACAAGCUUUUCCCCACCUCUUCUAUGGUGGAUCCUACGAUGGCUCCGCUGAUCCGCCACUGCUCACAGCUGUCUCUGGAGAGCACCGUCGGGCCGUGCUGUGAACGCUCAUAAGACUAACAACUCCACUAGAUUUAUUUUUCUCUGGAAGGGCUCUCACAGCCCCCCGAUCCUAAGAGUGCUGGUUGUGCAUGACUGCGGCACCGGAACCCUCUGGAAUGUUCUAGAAUCUCUUCAGAACAAAUGACCUUUCUGCAAUAUUCCAGAAUUGACCACAGAGGGAAUGCUCUUUUUCAGCCUCCGAGACAAAGAUUUCAGGACAGGCAAAGAAUGCAGGCCAGACGUCUGGGCUUUAUUUUAGCUUUCAACACAUUAGCUUGUGAUGGUCUGUAUGAGGAAACUUCCUCGAGUUAGAUCUGAUUUCCAGAAAGCAGGUAAAUGUUUGUGCAGUCAUCACGUUGGGUGCUGCAGCGGAUUGGAUAAAACGGAUGGGUUCGUGCAAUAUGACAUCCAAUAGAGACAAGAAUGUAUCGGUAAUAAAAGGGCGGGUUUGCAUUAAUUUUCUUGUGUAAUGAACAAUACAAGAAUAGAUAUACGUCUUAAAAAGAUUCAAUAUGUGUAGUUUGAAAAGAGUCGAUGAUUUCGUUUGCACACAGAUCUUUUUCUGUUUGUGUCUCUUCCGUUUCGUCUUUCUCAUUACUGAACAGUGCCAAUGCUGCCAGCGAGUGGCUUUAUUUGUGGUUAGUGUCGAUAUUGAGUGAUAUGAAUCAGUAAUCUAAGCAGACACAUAUUUAAAAAGACUAAUUUUACAAACUCUUUUCCUGAACGGUGACAUAAUCCUGAUGAAGAAUUUUUAAUGCCAUUGUAUGCUUUUCACCAUUAAUAUUACAUGGGAAAAUGUGAAUGGAUGCAAGAUGCUGAAUUAACAUAGUGAUUAUAUAAUACAUGUGAGUAAAUGAUAUACUUACAGUUAGUGGUCGACAGAUAUGAUGAUCAAUGGCUGAAACCAAUAUCUAGAGAGCAGAGUGACAUAAACAGACAUGUUAUAUACAUAAUGUAUAUGCCAUGUACAUGAAAUGGAUGAAUUUAAAUGAACACACUUUUAGAAAAAUAUUGAAACGAGAGAAAUCUGUUUUAUUCAUUAAUAAGGGUGUGUUUUUGACGACUUAUGUAAAAAAAAAAAAAAAAAAAUUGGUCAAAUUAAUCACCAUGCCCAAUAUUUAAGAGUUUAUUACUAAUCAUUAAAAGAUAAUUUAGUUUUGCACUUUAUAAUCUUAAAUGUCUUUCUUAUAAGUAACUGCUAGUUUGGGAUAAGCCAAAGUUCAUUUUCUUCUUUAUACUCUGAUAUUAUUUGUGACUACGGGAUGCAGAAUCUUUAGUAGCAAUGAUAAGGCUGUAGCAUUAGAUAGUAGCAUACGCAUGAAAGGCAUCUUAGUUUGCCACCAUCUAAUGAGAUUUUGCAUGGAAUUGAUUGAUAGCGGAUUACAGAGCAUUUCGCUGGCAGUCGAGCAAACAUGUAGCAGCGGACGAUCAAACGAAAAUGCUGUUACAUCGCACUGAGAUGUGCUGUGUGUCGUCCUGAGCGUCGGGGAUUAAUAAAUACGUCCUGAAAUGAUGAAACAUUAGCACAGAAAGGGAAGAAAACGGCAUUCUACAUAGCCAAGAAAUUUUACGUCCAACAUAAAAUAUUCGACUAUUUCUGAAAUAAAUACACUAUUUACCACUAGACAACUAGGAUUGUUUUUUUUUUUUUUAAGAUUUAUUCCUCUCAGAGAAGUUCAGGAGUGAUUAUUUCAAUUAACACUGAAAAACGUACCUCAAAUACCCUCAACAUAAUCAUAUUGCAAAGGCUAUAUAAAGCACUGCCACUAUCUUUUUAAAAACUUUCAAACUGUAUUGUCUUAAAAAGCAAUAACUAUAUGAUUUUUUUAUUUUCAUUUUUUUUUUUGCUCACUUUAUUUGUUACAGGGAUUAAAGCCAGAUUGUCUCUGCAUCACAUUAGGAACUUCUGCAUCCAUGUAGCAAUAUACAGUAGUACAUAAUUGGUUUUAGACGAAGCGCUGAAUGUCUGAGAUCCACAUUUUAAACAUGUGUUGAUGGGCUAAAAAAAAUCAUGAUUUGGAAAAACCUUUUUGAGCACUGUAGUUAUUAGCAUUGUAUAUUAAUAUAGAUUAAUAUACAUUAAUUUAAUAUAUCAUAUUUUAAUCAGUAUCAUGUCAAUCUGUCCAAAAAAAAUCUUAUUUCUUGGUCUGUUUAUUGUAAAUAGAAAACUUGUGGGCAAAACAACAAUAAAUCAUCAGGGUCUUGUCUGGGAUGUCAAUAUUGGCAUUUAGUUUUUAGGCUUUAAGCAACACAUUUCUCCUGUUUACAUCAGCAUGAUGUUAUUGCUGAUAUUUUACAAUCUGGAUUGGAUAUAUAAUUGCUUUUAAACUAACUCCAGAUGUUAUGAAAGAAUGUGAUUUAUAGAAUAUAAAAUGAAAUAUCUCCAUUCCACAUGUUGAAUUAUUAGGAAUAGUUUUGUAACGCCUUAACUUGUAAACCAGAGGUCUUAACACAAUUCCAGUUUACAAUACAGAAGAGAAAGAGCAUGCAAGAAUGUCAUUCUGCUUUUACUUCUAUUCAUUUUAUGUCUUUCUCUUUCUUUUUGUAUUUACUAUUACUUUAAUCUGAUAAAAAGUCAUGGCCUUUUAUCAUCACGUUUUUCACCACACAAUUUUAUAACUGAUUAAUCUACCAUAUCAACUAUACUUGUUGAAGUUGACAGGGCAAAAUGAUCAACAUAUUCCUAAAAUUUGGAUGCUAUGAUAUUUUUCUUUGUGGAGAUACUUGUUUAAUUCCUUAUUACUAUUCAUUAUAUGUACAUUUGAAUUCGUAAAAUAAUGUCACUGUUGAUUAAUGCACAAUUUAGUGUAUUGUUACUCUGCUGAAAAUGGUUAUACAGAAUAAAAUAGCUCACUCUGAUUUACAAAACA
Molecule: messenger RNA, 4239 nt
Organism: Carassius gibelio (silver crucian carp)
Lineage: Eukaryota; Metazoa; Chordata; Actinopteri; Cypriniformes; Cyprinidae
Product: regulating synaptic membrane exocytosis protein 4-like
Exons: 6
Coding region: 572-1381 (269 amino acids)
Biological process (GO): regulation of membrane potential; calcium ion-regulated exocytosis of neurotransmitter; positive regulation of synaptic transmission
Cellular component (GO): cytoskeleton of presynaptic active zone; presynaptic membrane
Molecular function (GO): small GTPase binding; transmembrane transporter binding
Source: RefSeq, a predicted model, not a curated record